CUCAUAACGAAUUUACCCUGUCUUCUCACUUUUACCUACGGCGAUCAUGAUCCUGUGUUUGAAUGUAGGCUGAUUUUGUCGAGUAGCCUUUCUUUGACACCAAUUCAUUCCUGAAUCAGCGAGCUUGGCUACAAAAUAACUACAACGACAACAGUUCAACACUCACCAGUUUAAAAAUAGCAGUCAAAAUAAUCCUGGCAUCUUUGUGUCCAUUACAACGUUGCCAUCCCUCACAGAAAAAUUGAAAGACAAGAUGGAGGACGAGGUUGCAGAUCUCGCGGGCAACCCGAACAUAGCGACGUAUCCGUAUGUCGUGGUCAAGGGCGUCCCGGCCUAUGAUACGGAUUAUCAAAUGUUCGGUCAGAAGAAAAUGACCACUGACAAAAUGGACGAGAUAGUAUUACACUAGUUACAGAGAUAGUAUUUUUUCGUUGAUUCUUUCUUGAAGUUGAACUUUCUUCAAGUUUUGAUCUUCCUUCAUUGGUUUUUCCCUAUCAAAAAUUCUAGUUUAGUUGUAAUAUUGGUUAUCCCUAUCUCAUGGUUCCUUGUUUGAUUUGCUACGAAUUUUUUCUCGAAUCAAUUCCUAUGUUGGAAGAUGGAGUAUAAAUUUUAGACUCCAUCGUCCAACAUAGGAAAUGGAUGCAGAGAGGCGAGGCGAUCUUCCACAUUUUCUAUGUCCUUGUCCCUCUUCCAACACAGGAAAUGGAUGCAGAGAGGCGGCAAGCGGAGGUGACACGAAAAUUGAUGAAGGCAUCAAAGCCAAGGGAGAGAAGAGACCUCACCAUCUACACCGGAAAACCAAAGAAAUGCGCAGAUGGUGCAAUUAUUAUGAUCCACUACAGCACUUCUACUACUGGAAUCACGUAGAAUUUGGUUUAACAUCCUUCCAGUCCACCCUGUCAAAUAGAGGCUGUUCUUUUUUUGUCUAAGGUCUACCAAAUCAUGCCAAAAAUUCCAAAACCGGACCACAGGUACAAUAGUUCCGCGACCACCACUAUCCCGAUCCACGUCCAUGCAGGAUCUCGGAGAAAUCACUUUUACCGGCAUCAACUUCAAGAAGCCAAGUGCAAACACUCUAGCCAAUUUCAAGAAAGGAAAGAGAUUAUCCAUGUGCUGGGACAACGUACUACUCUAUGUUAGGUCCACCUUGGAGGAAGAUUUAUAGAACGGUAUGCAAGAAAAUUGGAACAACUGUUACCACCUCUUGCAAGAGUUUUUCUUUUUUCUACCCCUUGAAGAGUACUAGCCAAAGUAAGUAGAAUUUUGAUUGUUACCACAUUACCACGUAUCUCGUAACAGAUCGCGAGUUAUGGCAGUGAUUGCUGGCACACGACGAACGGCGAAUUCGGGUCGGUGGUUCAACCAUCAGUCCUCCAUGCUAAGCGUGCAGGAGUCAAGUCAUUCGAAAACUCGCGGUACUUUUUUUCUAUGUGUGGGGGGGGAGAUAUGUUUGGAAUCAAUUGUUGUCUACUGUAAGAACUGUAAACAUUUGAAACGAUUGAAAUUGUUGACGUAUACUGUAACUGUACUAAUACGAUUUGUUUUUGUUCUAGAAUCGAUGUUGUCUCUCUUUUGGAACAAAAGGACGAAAUUGUAUGCUUUCAACUACAACACCGCAAUCGCAGGUUUUUGCCCCAUCAUCCGCAUUGGGUCGACAGGCCGUACAAGCCGGGAGAGUACAUCAAGUGCCCAAAGUCAACGUACCCAUUCUGCUUACACGUUUUUUUGACCUAAUUUUUUUUUGAGACCAAAAUAAAUGAUCUCUUCUUUGUCUUAAAUUGUCUCCUCCAAGUACCCACGACAACACUGGCUCGUUCUUCCAAUCAACCCAGGUACAGCGACCUCGGUAGUUUCUACGUCGAUGGGUACAAGCUGCCUGCUGAGUACCAGUACACACUGACGAAAAAACGUCAGGUGGACCCCGUCGAUAACGGAAAUCCAGUGAUGUAAACUGGGUAUUUAGAACAAACAUGUCAUAGUACCAUUUACUUAUAAGUACUAUUCGAAAACUGAAAAUAACCGAGUUAGUGACUGAAAUAAGGGAGGUAGCUUAACAUCAAGGCUACUCCUCCUUCUCAUCAGUCUCUCGGUUAUUCUCGUCUGUUACUCGCUUAUUUCAGUUUAUCGAAUACGUACUAUUAGAAGUUGUAGACCUCAGGGGGCGACAGGCUUCACACACACAGUGAUCAGAACGGGUGCAAGCUUGAUCGUGCUGUCCUCGUUGUAUAGAAGAUACUUAUUACGUACUAGCUAGGUGUGAUCAUGUGUCGCAGUCAGAAGAGGGUCUGCAAGCAAAGGAGUUGCUCAUCAUCGUAUGGACGAAAAGUCCUCAAACUGUUUUCAUACAAGAAAACGAGCGCCACAAAGAUGUUAUCUAUGUCAUCAAUUAUCAAUCGUUUACAUUUUGUUAGCCCUUCACGACGUCCAUGAGGGCGUGUCAUUGCAUCUGCUCAAGAUGAAACUGUCUAAUACACUUCGCAAAAUUCUUCUGUCAUUAACUAUCUAUCAAGAUCGCCAAUCUGCAAAUUUCUUAGAAUCAAAUAGAAACGGAAACGAAUUUAGUUAGACCGAAAUUGAAUAUAGCUUCCUACUGAGGAUGUGGAUUAAUCGCUAAUAGAACAUCAGAGUAGAAUGCAGGUAUCCAUGCUGCAUAUUGAAUUCAGAGUUUAGCAUAUAAGGUUCGUCUAGUGCUUGUUUGUUCCUCAUGAGUAUAUCGUCGUUAUCAAAAAUGAGAUCGUCUGAAGUGAGAACGUUUUCCUGUACCAAUUGUUUGUUAACGAAGCCACGACCUAACUGUCCAUAGCUGUCUAAAAUGUACUGAAUUUGUGACCAUGAGAACACAUGUACAACAAAACAAAGCGCAUCCAGUUCCAGAGCAGAUUUCUUGCUCGUCCGUGACG
This is a messenger RNA of Amoebophrya sp. A25, 2900 nucleotides long. NCBI's taxonomy places the organism in Eukaryota, Dinophyceae, Syndiniales, Amoebophryaceae. The record is from the annotation of a GenBank genome assembly.